AUGACCAUCGACACAGACAAACUCCACACUCACAAUAUGGGCUUCAUGCCCUUCCCCUCUCGCCGUUCCACGGUAUUCAGCGCCAAGGGAAUGAUAGCCACCUCGCAACCACUUGCCGCGCAGGCUGGCCUCGAAAUCCUCAAUCAAGGCGGCAACGCCGCCGACGCAGCAGUCGCCACAGCAGCGGCGAUGAACGUGUGCGAGCCGACAGCCACUGGAAUCGGGGGAGACGCCUUCUGUCUCUAUUACGACGCCGCGACCAAGAAGGUCCACGCGGUGAAUGGGAGUGGGCGCGCGCCCGCCGCUCUUACGCUGCAGUACCUGAGAGAGAGAGGGAUAGGGGAAAAGAUCCCCCUCACAGAUAUCAACAGCGUCACUUGUCCCGGAACGGCCGCGGCUUGGUGUACGACGCUCGACAAGUUUGGGACUAAAGACUUGAAGGAAGUGUUGGCGCCGGCCAUACGGAUGGCGAAAGAGGGCGUGCCAGUGCACGAGCUUAAUGCUGAGGCUUGGAAGAUCCAGGAGGACCAUGUCAAGGGGGCGAGUGAGAACUGGCGCGAAAUGAUGAUGCCAGACGGAAACGCGCCGCUCCCAGGCCAAAUCAUGACGCACCCCGAGCUCGCAGCGACAUUCGAAUCACUCGCAACCCAUGGUCAUGACGGCUUCUACAAGGGUCGCAUUGCGCGCGCCAUCGUCGACCUAGUCGCCUCAAAAGGCGGCCUGCUGACGCUGGACGACCUCUCAGCCACGACAGCGGACGUAGUCGAGCCGAUCAAGUAUGAUUUCCUCUCCUCGGACACAGACCCGGGAAUCAGUCUGUGGGAGUGUCCGCCGAACGGGCAGGGUCUUACGGCGCUGGUCGCGCUGGGGAUCGUAGAAGCGGUCAAGGACGUACAUGGCGUCGAUGUACUUGAACUGGAACUCAACGGCGUCCAGUAUUUACACGUCCUGAUCGAGGCGCUGAGGCUCGCUUUUGCCGAUACGCAAUACUACGUGACGGAUCCCGAGUUCGAACACGUUCCCGUCGCCCAACUCCUCUCUAAACCGUACCUCCGAGCCCGCGCUGAGCUCAUCAACCUAUCCAAAGCGACCCCUGUGGAACACGGUAACCCCACCUCUUCAAGCGACACGAUCUACUUAACCACCUCGGAUAUCCACGGCAACGCCUGUUCCUUCAUCCAGAGCAACUAUGCUGGCUUUGGGACGGGCGCCAUUCCAAAGGGAUGUGGGUUCACCCUCCAAAAUCGGGGAUCGAACUUUACCCUUCGUGAGGGGCAUCCCAAUAAUAUCGAGGGCGGCAAGAGGCCAUACCAUACUAUCAUACCCGCCAUGCUCACCCGAGGUGGGGAGUUGGUCGCGGCAUAUGGUGUCAUGGGCGGGUUCAUGCAGCCACAGGGACACCUCCAGGUCCUGCUUAAUGUGCUGAGGGGCCUUAGUCCACAGCAUAGUCUCGAUGCGCCGCGGUUCUGUAUUUCGGCGGGAUUGCCGGAUCCAACCAAGAAGGAGAAGGAGGGGAGUGCGGGGCGGGUGGAUUCCGAGAUUUGGUUCGAGGAGGGGAUUGACGCCGAUGUCGUUCAGGCCCUCCGAGACAUGGGCCACCAGUGCGAAGUUGCACGCGGAUUCGCUCGCAAGAUUGCCGGGCGCGGACAGAUGGUCGCCGCCAUACGUGACCCGAGUGGCCGUAACGUCUGGGCGGGCGGGAGCGACAUGCGCGGUGACGGGUGUGCUGUGGGCCAGAUCUAG
This is a messenger RNA of Cutaneotrichosporon cavernicola, 1743 nucleotides long. RefSeq lists its product as uncharacterized. NCBI's taxonomy places the organism in Eukaryota, Fungi, Basidiomycota, Tremellomycetes, Trichosporonales, Trichosporonaceae. The transcript is spliced from 4 exons. The record is from RefSeq and is a predicted model, not a curated record. Bases 1 to 1743 code for a protein of 580 amino acids.